Molecule: messenger RNA, 1669 nt
Organism: Gossypium raimondii (Peruvian cotton)
Lineage: Eukaryota; Viridiplantae; Streptophyta; Magnoliopsida; Malvales; Malvaceae
Product: CDP-diacylglycerol--serine O-phosphatidyltransferase 1
Exons: 13
Coding region: 216-1496 (426 amino acids)
Biological process (GO): phosphatidylserine biosynthetic process
Molecular function (GO): L-serine-phosphatidylethanolamine phosphatidyltransferase activity
Source: RefSeq, a predicted model, not a curated record
AUUAAUAAUACAAUAACAAACACACACUGUUCCAUUUCUUUCUUUCUUUUAUCAAUUCCAUAUAUAUAUAUAUAGAUUGAGUGGUUGGAUCCUCGCUUCGUUUUUCACUCUUUUCCAUCUUCCUCUUUGCCUUUGCCUUGACACACGCAAACUCCAAGGGAUCGGACCGCUGCCGAUCUUCCAUCCUACGUGUCUUUUUGAAACACUGAGAGCGUAUGGAAUCUAAUGGUCAUAGGAGGGUGAGGCGAAGGGAACAUCUUGUCCGAGAAAAUGGGGAUACUGGUUUAUCAUAUUCCAUUGAUGAACUGGAUCCAUGGACUGCAUGGGCUUAUAAACCUCGCACUAUUUCAUUAUUAUUCGUUGGUGCAUGCUUUCUUAUUUGGGCAAGUGGAGCCCUUGAUCCUGAGAGCAGUGAGUCUGGCGAUCUUGUAACAUCUGUAAAAAGGGGUGUAUGGGCAAUGAUUGCAGUUUUUCUAGCUUAUUGCUUGUUGCAGGCUCCUUCUACGGUCCUUAUUCGGCCACAUCCUGCAAUUUGGCGUUUAGUUCAUGGGAUGGCUGUUGUUUACCUUGUUGCACUCACAUUUUUGCUUUUUCAGAAGCGUGAUGAUGCUAGGCAGUUUAUGAAGUUUCUCCAUCCUGACCUUGGUGUUGAGCUUCCAGAAAGAUCCUAUGGUGCUGAUUGUCGCAUAUAUAUUCCUGAAAACCCCACAAGCAGGUUUAAGAAUGUUUAUGAAACACUAUUUGAUGAAUUUGUAGUAGCCCACAUCUUUGGUUGGUGGGGCAAGGCCAUUUUAAUCCGCAAUCAGCCACUUCUCUGGGUCCUCUCAAUUGGCUUUGAGUUGAUGGAGUUUACCUUCCGACACAUGCUACCGAACUUUAAUGAGUGCUGGUGGGACAGCAUUAUUCUUGAUAUUUUGACAUGUAAUUGGUUUGGUAUAUGGGCUGGAAUGCAUACUGUUAGGUACUUUGAUGGGAAAACUUAUGAGUGGGUUGGUAUAAGUCGCCAACCUAACAUUAUUGGCAAAGUUAAACGAACUUUAGGACAGUUUACACCAGCACAGUGGGACAAAGAUGAAUGGCAUCCGCUGCUUGGUCCAAUGCGUUUCGUUCAAGUUCUGAGCCUUUGCAUUGUGUUUUUGACAGUAGAACUUAAUACAUUCUUUCUGAAGUUCUGUCUGUGGAUUCCUCCUAGAAACCCUGUGAUUGUGUAUAGGUUGAUCUUGUGGUGGCUAAUAGCAAUACCAACAAUUCGUGAGUACAACUCGUACCUCCAAGACCGGAAACCUGUGAAAAAAGUUGGAGCAUUUUGUUGGCUUUCCCUUGCAAUUUGCAUUGUUGAGCUUCUCAUUGGCAUCAAGUUUGGACAUGGUUUAUAUCCAAAGGCGAUGCCACAUUGGUUGGUAAUAUUCUGGUUGUCCAUUGGAGUGACACUGGUUUCAUUCAUUCUGAUUUGGUCAUGGAAACUGCAGCGCAAUUUUGGCAAAAAGAGAAGAUAGUUUUGGGAAAUGCAGUAAUACUAUUACACUAUUCUUUGGCUGUUAUUUAGUACUAUCGGUAUUGUAUUGAGGUUUGUAAAUACCGUGUAUCAAUCACUUCAUAAAUUGUAUUGUAAAUGCUUAUUCUUAGUCUUAGUCAAUAGGCAGUAAAUCACAGAUUCAAGUUCUAGUUC